Molecule: messenger RNA, 429 nt
Organism: Arachis ipaensis
Lineage: Eukaryota; Viridiplantae; Streptophyta; Magnoliopsida; Fabales; Fabaceae
Source: RefSeq, a predicted model, not a curated record
AUGGCUCGUGUUGAUGGAAGGAUAGUCAAAAAGAUUUUGGUUGACGGGGGAGCUGUUGUCAAUUUCAUGCGUGAAAAAAUGAUGGAAAGAAUUGGGAAGACUGAAAGAGAUUUGAUCAAAAGUAGCAUUGGGGUGACAAAUUUUAAUGGAAAGACUUCUUUUGUUAGAAGUGUGGUUCUGUUGUCAAUUGACGUUGGUUCUGUCAAUAGGCCAACUCUAUUUGUUGUUGUUCCAUCUAAAGCUGGUUUUAACUUGCUUUUGGAACGUGAUUGGAUUCAUGGAAUAAUGGGUGCUAUUCCAUCCACUCUACAUCAAAAAUUAAUUUUCUGGAAUAAAGAUGGAGGAGUGGAAGAAGUUCUUGCUGACAAUAGUACUUGUUACUAUGAUGAGAUGCAUGUGGAGUUCAGGAUAUAUAAUCCGGGAGUCUAG